AUGACUUCCGAGACCGGUCAAUCACCCUCAAAUAUCCGAAUUCUCUCCCUCAACUGUUGGGGUCUCAAAUUUAUUUCCAAACUCCGUAGCGAACGUCUUACCGAAAUCGGUGUUCAAAUCGCCGCUGCAAGUCCGCAGCCAGAUAUCGUUGGCCUACAAGAGUGCUGGACUCAGGAAGACUACCAUGCGAUUCGUGAGAAGACAAAGCACAUACUGCCAUAUGGAAAGUUCUACCACAGUGGUAUCUUCGGUGGCGGGCUAGUCAUCUUGUCACGGUGGCCCAUCAUCGAGAGCAACAUGGUGCGCUAUCCGCUCAAUGGACGGCCUGCUGCAUUCUACCGUGGAGACUGGUUUGUUGGUAAAGGUGUUGCUUGUGCAAAAAUACAAAUGGGACCUUCCCGGGGAGAUAUUGCAGAAGUCUUCUGUACACAUCUCCACGCCCCUUAUGAGAGCGAACCCCACGACUCCUACAUCUGCCACCGCACAGCCCAAGCAUGGGAAAUCACAAAGCUCAUGCGUGCAGCCGCCGAACGUGGACAUCUUGUAAUCGGCAUGGGCGACUUCAACAUGAUUCCGCUAUCCCUCGCACACCGUAUAAUAGAGACGCACUCGCGAGUCCGCGAUGUAUGGCGCAUAUUACAUCCUGAUUCUUCGAUCGGCGCAGCAAGGGACGAGGUUGAACGCCGUCGAUGCGUACCAAUGCCGUCUGCCGAGUUCAACAUGACUAUCAAUGGAGCGACAUGUGACAGCGAAUUUAACUCCUGGAGGUGGAACAAGGGACAACAGAGGCGUCUUGCCAAGGGCGAAAACGUGCAGGUCGAUCCUGCCGUCGAAGACCCCAAUGCGAAGCGGCUAGAUUACAUUUUCUACAGCAGUGGAAGAUUUCAGAACCCAGAGACACAGGAAGAGACAGCGGAGUGGGAGCUGAAGGAAGCGAAUGUGGGCAUGGCAAUGCGCCACCCUACAUUACACUGCUCUCUCAGUGACCAUUUCUCCGUGGAGGCGACAUUGACGAGGACUCCGACUGCUCUGGCAGCUGCUCUGCUAUCUCCUUCGGCCCUACCCGAACGAUUCCUGCCUAUCGAGACUUACGACGAGAUCCUGGCUACAACCAUGAAGUACGAGGCUAGGGAGCGAGUGCAGCGCAAGCUACGAAUAGGGCACUUCUUCUACCAACUAUCAUUCUCCAUUGGGUGCCUGAUUGGUGUGUGGUGGUCACCAAAAAACUAUGUUGCUUUCAUUUUGAUGCUUUUGAGCACCCUGGGGUUCAGUGUGGGCGUCGUUGACGGAUUGAUGGGGCUGUUGUUUGUUGGUAGCGAGCUCAGGGCACUCAAGGAGUUUGAAUGGGAGGUUAGGAAUGCCCGGGAAAGGGCGUUGAAGGCAAGAUCCAGGAAGACCACCUCCGAGGAUAGCCAGGUGUCAGACGCUCAUAUCCAUAUCCCACCGAAUCUCGUACACUGCCUAGACGACCUUGAUCGCGCGGUUCGGAAGUCCGCAGCCCUCACGAUGAGCGAAUCGCAGCCCCAGCCCCAGCAGCAGCCCAACAGCGGCCAGCAGCAACAGCUGCUACGUCCUGACGAUAUACUCAAACUGCAAUGUCUUCCUGAAGACGAGAAGCAAAAGUAUCGCUUGAUCAUGCAGAAUUUCUGGAACAUCUGCAACACGCACCAGCAGGGGAGCCAGGAAAAUACCAAUGCUCGCCAGAAGUUGACAGAAUGGUCACAAAAGUUCAUUACACGCGAGCGCCAAUACAGGGCCAAGAUGAAGGCACAGCAACAGCAACAGCAGGGAAACCAGAACCAGGGACAAGCAAGCCAGCCUAAUGCCGUUGGCCAACAGAACCAGAACCCCGUCAAGCAAGAAGGCGGCCAGGCUCGCGCCGAAAACACCGCGGGGGCAGUCGGCCAACAGCAAUCUAACCAAGGCCAAAACCAAGGUCGCGGCCAGGUGGAUCCUGCUAUAGUAAAGCACGUCCACGAAUUCCCUAUGCAGGGGCCGUUGACCGGACCUUCGCCGGGCACGCCCGAGUAUGAGGUCAAGCUGAAAGAAUAUCGGACGGGUUACUUGAACAUGCUAGCGAAGCAGGCUUCUUUGAACGAGAGUAGAAAGAAACUCAUGCAACAACUGAGCGAACGACAAAGCAACGGACAAGAUUUGCCACAAGAUCUACUCGUCUUGAAGGGCAAGAUCGAGAAGGAGCAUACCAAUAUGAGGGCACAAAUUGAUAAGUUUCGAGCUUUGCAGAAGCAGUGGAAGGAAGAGCGCGAGCAAAACUCGCAGGGCCAGGCACAGGCGCAGACCCAAGGCCAAAACUCAGCACAAUCACCGCCGCCACCGCAACAGCAGCAGUCGUCGCAACAACAACCUCAACCCCAGCCGCCUCAAAGACAGCCAUCGCAGCCCAAUGCCUCUGCGCAACCUCAGGUAAAAGAGGAGCCUCAUAUCAAGGUUGAGGGUGGACAGCCACAGCAGCCGCAACCACAAACGCAGCAGCAAACGCAGCAACAGCCACAACCUCAGCAAUCCCAGCCCCAACAACAAUACAACAUCCAGGGAAACCAGGGGAAUCAGCAACAACCACCGCAACAGCAACAGCAACUCAACCAGCAAAUGCCACCUUCACUUCCUCAACAACAGGCUCGGCCACCAGUGCCUCACUCGCAAACAAUGCCACCGAAUCAAAUGCCGCAAUUCGCGCAACAGCAGCAACAAAACUUUCACCAGCAACAGCGACCUCAGAUCAAUCCCAUGCAAGCCAACGCUCACCAGCAGAGCAAUUCACCACACCCGCAGUCUGCAACCGGAACCGGUCCGCCAGUUCCCCUCUCUCACCAAGCUGCCGUUAGUGCUGCGAACCGAUCCUACACCGACCCCCAGCGCACAAACACACCCAUGCAGCAAGGCGGACAAGGUGGUAACUUUGGCAGUCGCGAGCGCGAGCAAAUGAACAACCCCAAGAUGCCGAUCCCUCGUCACCUGAACGUAACCUCACCGCAAGCCGUCCACAUGGGUCAAGCGCGGCCAACUAUGAGUGGCCCUACAAACGGUGCGCCAGGACCAAUGGGUCAGCCCGUCAUCCCGCGACCACCGCCCUUCCAGCUUGAAGGUGACGGCGACCGUGUCCUCAGCAAGCGCAAGCUAGACGAGCUCGUCCGCCAAGUCACAGGUGGCUCAGAAGAAGCCCUUACACCAGAAGUCGAAGAGGCUGUCCUCCAACUCGCAGACGACUUUGUUGAUAAUGUCAUAAGCAACGCCUGCAAGCUCUCCAAACUCCGCGAUUCUCCCCAGUUAGACAUUCGCGAUAUCCAGGUCAUCCUCGAGCGCAACUAUAAUAUCCGCAUCCCGGGCUAUGCGUCCGAUGAGGUUAGAACCGUGCGCAAGAUUGUGCCUGCGCAGGGUUGGGCGGCCAAGAUGAAUGCGGUCAAUGCGGCGAAAGUUAUGGGUGGGAAAACAGAUUUUUAG
Messenger RNA from Bipolaris sorokiniana ND90Pr, 3462 nucleotides. RefSeq lists its product as uncharacterized. Gene Ontology annotation, cellular component: transcription factor TFIID complex; cytoplasm. Lineage: Eukaryota; Fungi; Ascomycota; Dothideomycetes; Pleosporales; Pleosporaceae. The transcript is spliced from 4 exons. Gene Ontology annotation, biological process: DNA-templated transcription initiation. Gene Ontology annotation, molecular function: sphingomyelin phosphodiesterase activity; protein heterodimerization activity. The record is from RefSeq and is a predicted model, not a curated record. Bases 1 to 3462 code for a protein of 1153 amino acids.